AUUCUUGUCACUGAGAUGAUUCUCGGCUUGAGCUGACACCUGUUGAGCUCGGCGACCCAUCUUGGCUCCCUGUAAGGAGAGAUGAGGGGCAAUGCUGACCCAAAUAUCUUUGAGCCACUCUGAGGACAAGAACUCUGGGAAGCAGGGGACAGAAGCAAUGGCCGAGGGAGAAGACAAGCCGAGGUGCUGGUGACCCUGGCCGUCCAAGUGGAUUAUCGGGGCUGCUCUCCGGGGGCCUGUCCUCCCGGCCUUCCAAUUGCACAUAACCCCACUUCCCAGCCAAUGAAGACAAGAGGCAGCGUGAACAAAGUCAUUUAGAAAGCCCCCGAGGAAGUGUAAACAAAAGAGAAAGCAUGAAUGGUGUGCCCGAGAGACAAGUGUGUCCUGCGCUGCCCCCACCUUUAGCUGGGCCAGCAGCAGCCCAGCCCUGCCUCUCCCCACCUACUCACUGGUGAUCUUUUUUUUUUUUUUUUUGGUAACUUUUUUUGUUCUUUUCUUUUCCAUUCUCUUUUCUUAUUCUCCUUCAGGGCAAGGCAAGGAUUUUGAUUUUGGGACCCAGCCAUGGUCCUUCUGCUUCUUCUUUAAAAUACCCACUUUCUGCCCAUCGCCAAGCAGCAUUUGGCAAUAUCAGAUAUCCGCUCUAUUUAUUUUUACCUAAGGAAAAACUCCAGCUCCCUUCCCACUCCCAGCUGCCUUGCCACCCCUCCCAGCCCUCUGCUUGCCCUCCACCUGGCCUGCUGGGAGUCAGAGCCCAGCAGAACCUGUUUAGACACAUGGAGAAGAAACCCAGAGCUACAAGGCACACAGUCGGCUUCUUCGUGCUCAGGGUUGCCAGCGCUUCCUGGAAGUCCUGAAGCUCUCGCAGUGCAGUGAGUUCAUGCACCUUCUUGCCAAGCCUCAGUCUUCGGGAUCUAGGGAGGCCGCCUGGUUUUCCUCCCUCCUUCUGCACGUCUGCUGGGGUCUCCUCCUCACCAGGCCUCCCAGCCCCCCUGGCCUCUCUCCCUGGCGCACACAUGAAGAUGCACUUGCAAAGGGCUCUGGUGGUCCUGGCCCUGCUGAACUUUGCCACAGUCAGCCUCUCUCUAUCCACUUGCACCACCUUGGACUUUGGCCACAUCAAGAAGAAGAGGGUGGAAGCCAUUAGAGGACAGAUCUUGAGCAAACUGAGGCUCACCAGUCCCCCCGAGCCAUCGGUGAUGACCCACGUCCCCUACCAGGUCCUGGCCCUUUACAACAGCACCCGGGAGCUGCUGGAGGAGAUGCAGGGGGAGAGGGAAGACAGCUGCACUCAGGAAAACACUGAGUCGGAGUACUAUGCCAAAGAAAUCCAUAAAUUCGACAUGAUCCAGGGGCUGGCGGAACACAACGAGCUGGCUGUCUGCCCCAAAGGAAUCACCUCCAAGGUUUUCCGCUUCAAUGUGUCCUCAGUGGAGAAAAAUGGAACCAACCUAUUCCGAGCAGAAUUCCGGGUCCUGCGGGUGCCCAACCCCAGCUCCAAGCGCAAUGAGCAGAGGAUUGAGCUCUUCCAGAUACUCCGGCCUGAUGAGCACAUCGCCAAACAGCGCUAUAUCGGCGGCAAGAACCUACCCACACGGGGCACCGCUGAGUGGCUGUCUUUUGAUGUCACUGACACAGUGCGGGAGUGGCUCUUGCGAAGAGAGUCCAAUUUAGGCCUGGAAAUCAGCAUUCAUUGUCCAUGUCACACCUUCCAGCCCAAUGGAGAUAUUCUGGAAAACAUUCAUGAGGUGAUGGAAAUCAAAUUCAAAGGUGUGGACAGCGAGGAUGACCACGGCCGGGGAGAUCUGGGGCGCCUCAAGAAGCAGAAGAACCACCACAACCCUCAUCUAAUCCUCAUGAUGAUUCCUCCGCACCGGCUUGACAACCCAGGCCAGGGGGGUCAGAGGAAGAAGCGGGCCCUGGACACCAAUUACUGCUUCCGCAAUUUGGAGGAGAACUGCUGUGUGCGCCCUCUCUACAUUGACUUCCGGCAGGACCUGGGCUGGAAAUGGGUCCAUGAACCUAAGGGCUACUAUGCCAACUUCUGCUCAGGUCCUUGUCCAUACCUCCGCAGUGCAGACACAACCCACAGCACGGUGCUGGGCCUGUACAACACCCUGAAUCCUGAAGCGUCUGCCUCGCCGUGCUGUGUGCCCCAGGACCUGGAGCCCCUGACCAUCCUUUACUAUGUCGGGAGGACCCCCAAGGUGGAGCAGCUCUCUAACAUGGUGGUGAAGUCCUGUAAGUGCAGCUGAGACCCGGCCUGCGACAGACACAGGAGCGGAGGAGCGCCAUUGCCUGACUGCCUGCUCCUCGGGAAACAAAAGCAACAGCUCUCACCUAGGGGCCUGGGGCCCACAACCUUCAGCUCCAGGCAGAUGGCUGAGAUGGAGGUCCCCUUUUGGGACAUUUCUCUUUCUUGCUGGCUCUGAGAAUCACUGUGGUCAGGAAAGUGUGGCUUUGGUUAGGGGAAGGCCGAACUCUUCAGAACACAGAGUUUCUGUGUAGACAGGUGGGCACAGAGGAAGAGGGAUGGCAGGUUGACACGUGUGGCAGUGGGAACUGGGGUACCCUAGGGAGGAGGAAGGGCAGAGAAUGGCUGGGACAGGGCCAGACUGGAAGACACUUCUGACCUGAGGUCAGAUUUGCUCAUCGCUGCCCCACAUCUGCUCUAGGGAAUCUGGAUCACAUUAUACAAGGCAAGCAUUUUUUUCUUCAGACAGGUUACCAAGACAAAGUCCCAGAAUUCUAUCUCAUACUGCCCAGUAUUAAGGACAAAUCUGUUAUUUUUGCAAAUUUUCCUCUUGAUGUCAAUCAGCAUUGAGGGUCAUUACAGGGAGAAAAUCCAGGUAAUGUAGUUCCUGGGCCAUCAACUCUAGUGGGCCCUAUGGAUAUGCUGAACUCAGAAGCACAAGCGGGUAAUUAACCCUCUCCUGUCUGCCCUCUGGGUCCCUCCUCUAACCUCCUUCUUCAGUCACAUUUCCCCUUGGACAUAUGGCUAGACAUCUUCCAGGCCAGGGUACACAGAUCUGGAUUUGGGGUCUCUGCAGCCUUGGGGCAUUAAAGGAUCCUCCUGUGCCCCCAAGACCCUGUGUCCAUCUGAUAUUUCUGGAAGCAGGUGCUACAUGUGAGGCAUGAGGGGCAGUGGCACAUGUGCCACACAGUGACUUGGCCCCAGACGCAUAGACUGAGGUAUAAAGACAAAUAUUACUCUCAAAAUCUUUGUAUAAAUAAAUAUUUUUGGGGAAUCUUG
Molecule: messenger RNA, 3250 nt
Organism: Manis pentadactyla (Chinese pangolin)
Lineage: Eukaryota; Metazoa; Chordata; Mammalia; Pholidota; Manidae
Gene: TGFB3
Product: transforming growth factor beta 3
Exons: 8
Coding region: 1014-2252 (412 amino acids)
Biological process (GO): transforming growth factor beta receptor signaling pathway; BMP signaling pathway; SMAD protein signal transduction
Cellular component (GO): extracellular region
Molecular function (GO): type III transforming growth factor beta receptor binding; cytokine activity; type II transforming growth factor beta receptor binding
Source: RefSeq, a predicted model, not a curated record